This is a messenger RNA of Hemicordylus capensis (graceful crag lizard), 847 nucleotides long. Its product is annotated as pulmonary surfactant-associated protein A-like. Gene Ontology annotation, cellular component: rough endoplasmic reticulum; multivesicular body. The transcript has 4 exons. The annotation marks the transcript as partial. The record is from RefSeq and is a predicted model, not a curated record. NCBI's taxonomy places the organism in Eukaryota, Metazoa, Chordata, Lepidosauria, Squamata, Cordylidae.
GCUGCUCUUACCCACCACAGUUCUCUGCAGACUCUCUGCCCAGCACAGACCAGCCUUUGCCUGCUUAGUAAUGGAGGUCCGCCAGGUCUUUCUGGAAGAGAUGGAUACCCUGGUUUACAAGGACCAAGAGGCAAACAAGGCGAGAAAGGAGACCCUGGGCCACCAGGCCUGCCUGCUUCUCAGGAUGCUCAACUCCAACGAAUGCUCAGUGAAUUAAAGCACAGAAUCACCAGAAUGGAAAGAGUCUUGGCUUUGAAUGGAAAGAUUGUAGUAGCUGGAGAUAAAAUGUUUGCCACUACUGAGAAGACAGCCGACUUUGACAACAGUGUAAAAAUAUGCAAAAGAGCUCAAGGUUCCAUUGCAGCUCCAACAAACAAGAAUGAGAAUGAUGCUAUUAUGAGUUUUGUAAAAUGGUAUAAUACGUAUGCUUAUCUGGGCAUUACUGAGGGGCAUGUUCCUGGGGAGUUCCAUUUCCUAAAUGGGACACCCCUAAAUUUUACAAACUGGUAUGAGGAUGAGCCCAUGGGCAAAGGGACAGAGAAAUGUGUGGAAAUGUACACGGAUGGCACCUGGAAUGAUAAAGUGUGCAAUAAAUACCGCCUCACUGUCUGUCAGCUUUAAACCAAACUCCACUGCAGACCUUAAUACCAGGGGAGUUUCCUAAAAUAUGCAUAAGUCGAGGUUGCACCUAUGAAUCAGAAUAACUGAACAUUCCAUAUUGUAUAACUGAUAAGUCUGUGAUUAUGGUGUUUCUGAAAAGGGAAAUCAAUAUUCCGUAUGAUGUAACUGAUAAGUCUGUAAUUAUGAUGUGUCAGAAAAAGGAAAUCAAUAAAACACAAUGCAUUAA